CGGGUAGGCUGUGGUAGAAGUGAUGCGAGGGGCUAGGGCGACAAAAAAGCAAGAUGGCGGCCGGUGAGCGGUAUCCCGAAAUGAGAGAAAAACUCUUGCUAGAUCACUUAAACUCUUUCCUGGCUGCGUGUAGCGGGUCCGCUAGCUCUAUCAGUAAUGUCGACAAAGUACAGUGCGCCACCGUGUUGCUGUCGUCUUUGCCGUGUGCGCGACAUGCCGUGCUAGAGCAGCUCUGUGAUGUGUUUGACGAAUCUAUGCACAAGUUUAUGGUGGAGAUGGAACGUAGGGCACAGCUAGGAGGUGAUGGAGGAGCUCCUGAUAUUGGUGCUGACCUUGACAAUGCCUUGCACAAGAUAUGUGAUGUACUAAGAAAUUUUACUGAAGCCAACCCUAAAGCCUGGGCUCUCAUAAUAUGUAAGUGGUGCCUGAACCUGAUGGGGGAUUUGAUCUCUAAGUUUGACCAGAAGCGCGGUGUUAGCCUGACACUCUCCUUCAGCGAAGGUUUCCACAAGUGGAUGGCCUUCCCUCCAAUUCAGAUGUUAAUGGGGAUAACGACACACUGCUGCUCUAAACUUGUUAUCAGUAGCCCUGAUGCCUGUAUGGAGACAUUCCUCCAGAUUGCCAUGCGCUACUCCCCCCACCUAGAUUGGGUAGUGGCUCAUAUUGUCUCACAGUUCCAUGACGUCAUUGUUGACAAGCUGUUGAGUACAGCACUCAAGGACUAUGCGGCAUCAUACCGGGAUGAGAGUGAGGAGAAGUCGGUGCUGGUGUCUACAGUAGUCCAGGUGCUGGGAUACCUGUCUCUUCAGUUUGCGCCAGAGAUAAGGGAACACCUGCUAUCACUGUUCCAUAGGAGUGUACUACUGACUGCCUCAGAUGAUCAAGAGAGAGCAGAGCAACUGGCGACCACACCCUUCCUACUGCACAUCGCAUCCCUCUCGCCCAAGCUACUCAAGGGAACCCUGACAAACUUUGCUGAAGUCUUCACUCCAGGCAUCUUGUGCAAGCUGUAUGAGCAGUCCCUUCAAAGAGCCGAGAUGUUCCAAACUCAUGGCAGUUUGACUCCAGCACUAGUGGACAUCAUAACUAACAUCGAGACUGGCGCAUAUGAUAUCUUUCAGUUCCUGCUGAACCACUGUUGCCCCCCACGGGGGGAGGAGCCGAUGGAUACUGACGGAGCCCAGACAGAAGUUCAAAAGGCCUUCAUCCUCAUUAUGGAGAAACUUCUGAUUAAGCUCCGACAAGUGUCAAACCAGAGACAUAAGCUAUACACUCAGAAGUCAGCUAUAGCGCCACUAGACUCCAGCUCUACGGAGAGCGCCUUCUUACACGAGCUAAUACAGCACUCAGGACGACUAUUUGAGGAUCUGAUGAGCGUCAAACAAUCCAGAUUCGCGUGGGUGUGUCCUAUGGCGGUGGUCAUGGCAAUACAUGGUGGGGAGCCCGUAGCUGUGGACCUUCUCUGUCACAUUCUGAUGCGAAGUGACUCUAAUGACACGCUCAACGUGCUCCUCAAUGUGCAGUCAGAGCUUGAGACAUACUACCCGUCCGUACUGAGAGAGACCAUAAGGAAGUGUGCCGGGGUAGUGACCGUUUCUACUGCUUCUCUGAAACCAUGGCUCGUCUGUAAUAUCCUUCAGAAUCUUUUUCAAAUUAUGCAAGCUGAGUUAUACAAGACCCUGCCCCCGAGGGUCAAACUCACAGACUGCCUUCAGGAGCACUACGAGGCCCUUGGUUCCCUAGCUGCCCACUCGCAUACCGAGGUAGCCGUGUACAGUAUGGGCAUCCUACGCCUUAUGCAGAUUGUCACGCCCCCUUCUGCUGCUAAUCGUGCCGGCAUGUGCAGGGCGAUGGUGUCCAGCGUGUUCAGAGGCUUGAAGCAGCUAGCGAAUAAUUAUGAAGAUUUCGACAGCUGCAAAGGCGCAUUGGAGCGACUCGAAGAGUCACGUGAGAUACUGACGGAAAUGUCACGUGAUCAGUUUUGCCGACUCGUGAUCAUAAGGCUUUUAGUUGAGAGCGCAUUGGAAAAGGGAAACGCGAAGAUUCUUGGAAACACAGAGGAAGCAGAUGAUAACGACAGAAAUGAGCUUAUGGAAGACUCUCGCAUCUCUCUACUUGAACAUAAUUUGAACCCUCAAAUAUCCUCCCGACUGACACUCAGCCCUUCUUCCGUCUUCUUCACUGGUGUGAUUGGAAACAAGAAGCCAACCACUGUAGUUUCAGAACAAUCGAGGGCAUGGGCACCAGCAAGCCAAGUGUACUUCAACCUCAUCAGCGCGGUUUGCCGUGACCGUGAGGGGCCUAGUGACGAGGGCCUACACCGCGACCAGCCGCAGGCCCAAGGCUCGCGCGUCCUCUCUUGUAAUACUGAUCACGUGGCGUCGUUGCUAAUGGAAACCGUUUGCCCGGAUGUUGUCCCAUGUGUGGGGGAAUGGCCUGAUGAUGACUUCAUCAAAUACAACAUAGAAAGAAAUCUGAAAACAAGAAAAACCUUCGACAAGAAUCCCAUCCUUUGGUGGUUACUUGUUUUAGUAUCCAGAGGGGGUUCUUCGUUAUGUAAAUGUUCUCCACUCAUGUCCAGUCUCCUAGCAACCAUCAUGUCAUGCUGGGAAGUAUGUCGUGACACUCACGUCACGCAAUCCUCUGAUCUCUUCAAGGACACGCAGAUAGUCACGCAAGUGAUAACAGAGGCGGGAUGGCUGCCAGCACCUAUCAGCAGAGUCGGGGGCGUCCUUCAUCUGCUCUCGCCUCAAGAGAUCUACGCUGUUCUUAACGCCAUGUGGAAAGUUCUUAAGGAAUACCCACCCCACCCAUCUUGGUACACGGAUCAAACAGAACAGAGAUGGCAGCAAGGUGCUGCAGUCUCUCAAAAAGAAGUCCUUAAAGCGAUCUUUAUCAACAAUAUCUCCACCCUUGGCCAGCACUACCCGAGGGUUUUUCAGCAAUAGAGAAUAGCCCUUCGUACGUUGCCAAUCCAGUGUCAAAGCACCCGAGCGAAUCAAUCUCCCAAUUUGUCAACUUUAGUUCUUUUCUUUGUAAAUUAUCAUGCUAUGCUACUUAUUAGAGAAUCCUAAAAAUUCGCAGAAAUGUAUAUCGGAAUGUUUGCGCUUAUAAAACAAUGCAGAACAAUCAAA
Messenger RNA from Nematostella vectensis (starlet sea anemone), 3134 nucleotides. RefSeq names its product integrator complex subunit 5. NCBI's taxonomy places the organism in Eukaryota, Metazoa, Cnidaria, Anthozoa, Actiniaria, Edwardsiidae. The transcript has 22 exons. Gene Ontology annotation, cellular component: integrator complex. The record is from RefSeq and is a predicted model, not a curated record. The coding region runs from base 54 to 2948 and encodes 964 amino acids. Gene Ontology annotation, biological process: snRNA 3'-end processing.